Molecule: messenger RNA, 1299 nt
Organism: Macadamia integrifolia
Lineage: Eukaryota; Viridiplantae; Streptophyta; Magnoliopsida; Proteales; Proteaceae
Product: NADPH-dependent aldo-keto reductase, chloroplastic-like
Exons: 7
Coding region: 118-1065 (315 amino acids)
Cellular component (GO): cytosol
Molecular function (GO): aldose reductase (NADPH) activity
Source: RefSeq, a predicted model, not a curated record
UUAUUCCCGCUCUCGGUGCCUCUUUUUCGACCGAAUCAGAGUGAGAGAGCUCAUAGAAGUCCAGAGUUUUCCAUUUUCUUCAAGAGGAAAGUUUCUUCAUUCUUCCACAGUUCGAAAAUGGCUAAAGAUAUUCGGUUUUUCGAGUUGAACACUGGAGCGAAAAUCCCUUCCGUAGGUUUAGGGACAUGGCAAUCAGAGCCUGGAAUUGUCGGAGAUGCUAUCAUUGCCGCCGUUAAGGCUGGCUAUCGGCAUAUUGAUUGUGCUCAAGUUUAUGCAAAUGAGAAGGAGGUUGGCUUGGCGCUAAAGAAGCUGUUUUCAGAUGGUAUAGUGAAGCGUGAGGAAUUGUGGAUUACAUCCAAACUCUGGUGUUCAGAUCAUGCACCAGAAGAUGUACCUGGGGCCCUAAACCGAACUCUGCAAGAUUUGCAGCUUGACUACGUUGACCUGUACCUUAUUCACUGGCCAGUCAGUAUGAAGAAGGGAUCUGUAGGUUUUGAUCCCGAAAACCUCACCAUACCUGAUAUCCCAAGUACGUGGAGGGCAAUGGAAGCACUCUAUGAUUCCGGAAAGGCACGUGCUAUUGGUGUUAGCAAUUUCUCUUCAAAGAAGUUGGGGGAUUUGCUAGAGGCUGCUUGUGUUCCUCCUGCUGUCAACCAGGUGGAAUGUCCUCCUGCUUGGCAGCAGACCAAGCUACAUGCGUUUUGUAAAGCCAAGGGAGUUCACCUAUCUGGGUAUUCACCACUUGGUUCCCCAGGGACAACAUGGCUCAAGAGCAACGUCCUUAAGCAUCCUGUCAUAGCUAUGGUUGCUGAGAAAUUAGGCAAGACUCCCGCACAAGUUGCUCUCCGGUGGGGGCUGCAAAUGGGCCACAGUGUACUUCCUAAGAGCACAAAUGAGAAGCGGAUCAAAGAAAACUUUGAUAUCUAUGGGUGGUCUAUACCAGAUGAUUUGUUUGCAAAAUUCGCUGAAAUUGAACAGGCAAGGCUGGUUAGAGGUACUACUUUUGUCCAUGACACUUAUGGCGCUUACAGAACCCUUGAAGAAUUCUGGGAUGGUGAAAUCUGAGUUCACAAGGAAUUUGUCUACCAAAACUGAAGCUCAGUUGUCACUUGAAUUUGUCUGUUAUAGAAUUUGCCCAAAUUCCUUAUGUUGAGUAGUCACAGGUGAAUGAAUAUUAGGUAGAUAACUGGGGUUUUAUAAUGUGUUCAAUGUAAUGAAGUCGAUUUAGAUGUUUUGAUCUUCAAAAUGUUGAAUUGUUGUUUCUGUGGUAAUGGAAAUAUUACCACUUCUGGUUGAUUC